AUGAGCGCGAUGGUGCCGAAAGCCCCGUCCUCUCCCGAGCUCGCCGUGGGUCCGCUCCGAGGAAACGACGAGGCUCGGGAGGCCGCGCGGCGCCGCGACGGCGACGACGGCGACGGCGACGACGGCGAGCGAGGCUGGGAGCUCCAGCGGAUCUCCUGGGCGCGCGCCAUCGGCGUCUUCUGGGUCUACACCGCCUGGGUCAUCCUCGACCUCGAUAAAAAACCAAAAAAAACAAAAACCUUACGAGCGCCCGCGUCCGCGUGUGACCCUAACAAACGGGCCGUGGCUCUCACCGCGGUCGUCACCGACCACUGGAUCGUCCCCACCGGCCAGGCGCUUCCGUUCGUGUCCCACGCGGGGCUCUGGAAGGUUUGCUUCACCGCCGCCGCGACGCAGGCUGACGGCCGAGAUAUAACCAACGUAGACACCUUCAACGACAUAGACGACUGGUGGAGCGCGGUGUCGGAAUCGUAUCUCGACGUGCCGGACCGGCGUUUCGCGUUGCAGGUGGGGUGCACGCGAACCGUCGCCGAGUUGUACGCGCACGUGUGGGGCGAGGACAGGCUGGCGUGGCUCCAGAUUUGCCGAGCCUUUGCCGUCUUAUACCUGUGGUGCGGAUUUCUCAAGGCGGCGACGGUGACUCGAAACUACGCCGAGGCGAGCGCGGGGCGUUGGCUCAGCAGCGCGCUCGCGGUUUUCCUCGCCGGCGCACAGCUGUGCUUCGGCGAGGCGGCGUGGUUCCUCUACCUCGCCAUCGUGCAAAGGGCGAUGACGGACGCCCCGGACUUUCUCGACCGAGGCACGUUUGAAAACUACGAGGGGUGGAGCUUUUGGGCUUUUUUCGCAGCCGUGCAGUUCACCGCGUUGUGCACGUCGAUGUAUCUCUUCGUCGAGGUGGCGACCGGGUGCGUGGCGGAUCGAAAAAGACGGUUCGCGGCGUUCGACUGGCGCGGGGGACGCCGCGUGAGGACGUACCACCGCGCCAAGACGAUUUGA
Messenger RNA from Micromonas commoda, 996 nucleotides. RefSeq lists its product with no specific name. Bases 1 to 996 code for a protein of 331 amino acids. The record is from RefSeq and is a predicted model, not a curated record. Lineage: Eukaryota; Viridiplantae; Chlorophyta; Mamiellophyceae; Mamiellales; Mamiellaceae. The transcript is spliced from 2 exons.